Messenger RNA from Erigeron canadensis, 522 nucleotides. RefSeq lists its product as uncharacterized. Bases 1 to 522 code for a protein of 173 amino acids. NCBI's taxonomy places the organism in Eukaryota, Viridiplantae, Streptophyta, Magnoliopsida, Asterales, Asteraceae. The transcript has 2 exons. The record is from RefSeq and is a predicted model, not a curated record.
AUGGAAGACUUACGUGUCGAUGCAAGAAAAAGGGUUGGUUUUACUACCAUCCAUAAAUGUGUAUCUGCCAUACGACAACUGACGUAUGGCAAAUGUCCGGACUCACUUGAUGAAUAUUUGCAUAUGGGGGAGGACACAGCUAGAAUAUGUCUAGAAUAUUUUUGUAAGUGUGUUUUUGAGCUUUAUGCAGCCGAGUAUUUGCGAAGACCCACGCCUGAUGACAUACAACGUUUGCUAUGCAAACACGAAGAACUUCAUGGGUUUCCGAGGAUGUUAGGAAGCACCGAUUGUAUGCAUUGGCCAUGGAAAAAUUGUCUAAAAUCAUGGCAAGGGGAAUACACUCGUGGUGAUAAAGGACGUCCAACCAUCAUGCUUGAAGCGGUUGCAUCUUAUGAUUUAUGGAUAUGGCAUGCAUAUUUUGGCGCUGCAAGAUCUAACAACGACAUAAACGUCCUGAAUCAGUCAAAUUUGUUUAGGGAAAUAAUUGAGGAUACGGCUCCCGAUACUUUCAUUUACCGUUAA